Messenger RNA from Centruroides sculpturatus (bark scorpion), 1333 nucleotides. Its product is annotated as protein enabled homolog. The coding region runs from base 52 to 885 and encodes 277 amino acids. Lineage: Eukaryota; Metazoa; Arthropoda; Arachnida; Scorpiones; Buthidae. The transcript is spliced from 2 exons. The record is from RefSeq and is a predicted model, not a curated record.
GUAAUUUUUAGCUGAUGAAGUUUGAUUUGGACGAAAGAUAACCGGAAAGGGAUGAAGAUUUUCCUGACGAUUUUUGGAAUUUUCUUUAUUUUGUUCAUUGUUAAAGGCUUCCUAGUCGAUAAUCCAACAGAACCCAAGCAAAUCGAACUGAUAUCUCAUCUAAAGAGAAGUAAAAGAGCUUGCUCUGGGAGAAGUACCAAAGUGAUUCGCAUUACAGGAAGUAAGAGGAGCGAAGGCGGAGGAUGUCCUAUGGCCGCUUCUCCGUGUGCGGCAGCACCACCUCCCUGUGGUGCAGCACCAAGUCCUUGUGAUAUGGCUGCUGCUAGGGCCCCGCCACCUCCUCCUCCACCGCCACCGCCACCUCCUCCUCCUCCACCGCCACCGCCACCGCUUCCACCACAACCAAUAUAUAUUCCUAUGGGCGGAGGAGGCUGCUGUGGACAAGGAGCAGCAGCUCCUACAAUUGUUACCUCUCCAGCUGGUGGACCGGUGAUAGUGACAGGGAGUGGAUCAGAUGGCGGAGGUGGAGGUGGUUUGCCAUCUCUUCCGGGUGGUGGAUUGCCUGAUAUAGGCGGCGGUUUGCCCGAUUUAGGCGGCGGAUUGCCCGAUCUAGGAUUAAGUGGUGACUUUCCAAGUGGCGACUUAGGUGGAUCACUGUCAGAUCUUGCUGGUGAGGUAGGAUUAAGAUACCGAAUCCCGAAACGAUUUAUUAUGGUGCCUAAUCGAAGAAUAUCUCAGACACCUCGAGUAAUAAUAUUACCACCAUCCAAACCACCAGUUCAACGUUUAAAUCUCAGAAAUCUUCGGUCACGAGGAACACAUUUUAGAGUUCAGCAACCGACUGUUAUUUACACAGGUCGUCCAGCAAUUAUAAUACGAAAAUAAAUCAAAGAAGAAAUACGACAAUUUGUUCUCGUAUGCGAAUAUUAGUUUAAAUUAGCUAUCGAUACUGUACUAAGUAAAACUACAAAAUUUUCUUGAAUAUUUCUUCACUAAUAUUAGUUUGUUUCUAUUAAAAUAUUGUUAUUAUAAGUAGUUAUAACUGUGAUGUGAAUAAUAAGUUGUUUCAAAAUUUUAAAAUAAACUUCUAGUAUUAAUAUGGUAUAGAGAAACUUAUAUUGUUAAGUUUUUUAAAGAUUCGUAUUUAAGAAACACGUUAACCGCCACCCUGCGUGCGUUUCUUAUUGUAUUUGUUUUGAUCAAUGAGUAAAGUAUAAAGGGGAGUAGAUAGUAAACAAAUAUCGUAAUGAGAUCCAAUUAUUAAGUCAACAGUUACUCCACAAUUAAUUAAAUGAUUUUUUCUAUAUUUCGUAUUAUACAGUGGUACCUCAGG